Messenger RNA from Orycteropus afer afer, 1289 nucleotides. RefSeq names its product G protein-coupled receptor class C group 5 member B (gene GPRC5B). Lineage: Eukaryota; Metazoa; Chordata; Mammalia; Tubulidentata; Orycteropodidae. Gene Ontology annotation, cellular component: signaling receptor complex; intracellular membrane-bounded organelle; plasma membrane. The record is from RefSeq and is a predicted model, not a curated record. Gene Ontology annotation, biological process: G protein-coupled receptor signaling pathway. Gene Ontology annotation, molecular function: protein kinase binding; protein kinase activator activity; G protein-coupled receptor activity.
CUUUCCGGGACCGUUGGUGACAUCAGAGAGAAAGAUGAGAACCCACCACGCCCUCGCCUUCCUCCUGCUCUUCGUAAUUGCCUCUGGGGCCUCUGAAAACGCCAGCACGUCCCGGGGCUGCGGCCUGGACCUCCUCCCUCAGUACGUGUCCUUGUGCGACCUGGACACCAUCUGGGGCAUCGUGGUGGAGGCGGUGGCCGGGGCAGGUGCCCUGAUCACACUGCUGCUGAUGCUUAUCCUCCUGGUGCGGCUGCCAUUCAUCAAGGACAAGGAGAAGAGGGACCCCGUAGGCCUCCACUUCCUCUUCCUCCUGGGGACCCUGGGCCUCUUUGGGCUGACAUUCGCCUUCAUCAUCCGGGAGGACGAGACCAUCUGCUCGGUGCGCCGCUUCCUGUGGGGCGUCCUCUUUGCACUCUGCUUCUCCUGCCUCCUCAGCCAGGCAUGGCGCGUGCGGAAACUGGUGCGCCAUGGUAAGAGCCCGUCGGGCUGGCAGCUGGUAGGCGUGGCACUGUGCCUCAUGCUGGUGCAGGUCAUCAUCGCCAUCGAGUGGCUCGUGCUGACCGUGCUGCGGGACGCGAAGCCGGCCUGCGCCUAUGAGCCCAUGGACUUCGUGAUGGCCCUCAUCUACGACAUGGUGCUGCUCGUGGCCACCCUGGGGCUGGCCCUCUGCACACUGUGUGGCAAGUUCAAGAAGUGGAAGCAGAAUGGGGCCUGCAUCCUGGUCACAGCCUUCCUCUCUGUGCUUAUCUGGGUGGCCUGGAUGACCAUGUACCUGUUUGGCAAUGCUGAGCUGCGGCAAGGAGAGACCUGGGGGGACCCGACCUUGGCCAUCACCCUGGUGGCCAGCGGCUGGGUCUUUGUCAUCUUCCAUGCUAUCCCUGAGAUCCACUGCGCCAUCCUCCCAGCCCCACAGGAGAACACUCCCAACUACUUCGACACAUCACAGCCAAGGAUGCGGGAGACGGCCUUCGAAGAGGACAUGCAGCUGCCGCGGACCUACAUGGAGAACAAGGCCUUCUCGAUGGAUGAGCACAAUGCAGCUCUCCGAACAGCAGGAUUUCGCAACGGCAGCUUGGGAAGCAGACCCAGCGCUCCGUUCAGAAGCAAUGUUUAUCAGCCAACUGAGAUGGCCGUUGUGCUCAAUGGUGGGACUAUCCCAACUGCUCCGCCAAGUUACACUGGAAGACACCUCUGGUGAAAGACUUUUAAGUUCCAGAGAAUAAGAAUCCCUCUUACUGAUUUUAUUCCCUGGUCGUGUCUUUCUUGAGGGAGAGAUCAGUAACAGUAGC